UCUAGGCGCAGGCGUCAGCGAGUGCGUGCGCGUGUGCGUGUGCCUGUGCACGCAGCGGCCGCACGCUCCACGCUGGAGCCCAUAACGCAGGCCGGCAUCAUGCUCAUCGUGGGGGUAGCCAUCGUCCUCGCCAACAUCCUCAUCAUCGCUACCUACCUCUCCUUCCGCGGUCCAUCAGAGAUGAUCAACAUCUAUCUCCUGUCUCUAGCAGUAGCAGACCUUCUCUGUGGCUUAUUCGUGGUUCCACUCUCAGUGUAUUCAGCCUGGCUACAAAACUGGAUCUAUGGAGAUCUGGUGUGCCGCUUGAUGGGGUAUCUUGAAGUAACACUCUGGAGUGUUAAUGUCUUCACCUUCAUGUGGAUAAGUGUUGAUCGGUAUCUGGCAGUGCAAAGACCGCUUCGGUAUGAUACAGUGCAAAAGCGUACCCACUGUCAAUGUUGGAUGGUGUUCACAUGGGUCUCUGCUGCAAUGUUGUGUUGCCCUCCACUGCUGGGAGUCAAUAAGCCACAUUUUGACCGUGAUGCUUUUGUCUGCAUGUUGGACUGGGGAAAUAUGGCUGCCUACUCUAUAACAGUUGCCAUACUGGUGCUAGGCCCCAGUCUCAUCACAAUUGUCUACACAUACUACUACAUAUUUUCCAUGAUGAGAAUGGUGCGAAGUGGUGUCCCAAUACAUGAUAAAGAAUAUGCAUCUGCUCUGACUGAAAACUUGUCUAACCCAAGUCACAUAAUGUCUUUCGUGCUUGUGCUGACAUUUUGGAUUUCAUGGACACCGUAUGCAACAGUCAAGUUCUAUGAGUACUUCACAAACAGCAGGUAUCAGGUGCCAUAUCUACACUUUGUAAUUGUGUGGAUAGGUAUUCUGAACUCUUUCUGGAAAAUAGUGAUCCUCAUCGCUCUGAGCCCACAGUUUCGAUUAGCAGUGCGUGUCUUCUGUAUCAGACUCUGUUGUCGCUACAAAGGCAGACUGCAGGGUGAGUUGAUUGACAUGGAUGAUGAUGAUUAAGACUAUUUGUUGCUUAGUGGUGAAAUGACUAACUUCUUGCUCUGCAGUUGUGUCUGGCAGGAAUCAGGUGUUGUGCAGGUGUCUCAGGGAAUGCAUUAUAAUAUAUACAUCUCUGUAGCUAUGUUCUAUUCUGAAAUGGCUCACAGCUGUUUGAGAGAUGGAAGCUAACUUUCAUUUCUUACAUCUUGAUGCAACAACAUUCUAAAUGUCUCUUUUUCAGAAAAAGUCUUGCGAUUAAUAUAUUCCCCUUGUUGUAGUAUUUCUACAAAUGUGUUGUUUUAUGAAUUGUUUGAUUUUCUGUUCAGAGGAGUAAAUAAUGUAUAAUUCAUGUAAAAAUUGUUUUUUGAACACUAGAAUUACAAAAAUAAUGUCCAGAAAAGCAGGUAUUCUCAGGUUUAUUUCAAGACAUUCAAACAGAUCAUUUUCUGACGAACCUGUUUCACUCACCAUGAUACAAUUACUAAACUGGAAUUGGACAUUCCAAAAUUUAACACACGCUGUUUACCUCUGUAGGAUGACUAUGUAUUUACAGAAUGGUAAAUCUAUUUCUAACUUACCAUGUGCUAUAAAUCAUGAUUUUCUCUUUCAUGAAUGCAACAGAAACUUCUUACUCUGAUCCUGUAUGUGGUAACAACAAAUAAUAUUUCUGAUACAAAAUCAACUGUUUUAAAGUGAAUGUAUUCUAAAGAAUACAUGUGGAAAAUUAAACUUGAUGAAUGCUCUUACUAAUAACUGCAUAGACACAUCUAUGAGAUUAUCAAAGUACACCACCAGGAAAUAGUAAAAUGCUUCCAGCUAGUUCCAUCAAAGAAAAACUCCAACUGCAGUUUUAAUUAAUGGGGGAUUUUAAAUACUAUGCUAACUGCUCAAUUCAAAUUUUUGUAACAGAUGUUUACAAUAUCUAGUAUCCUAAAAUCCAUAUGGUAGCAACAAGCAGAAACAUACAGGCACAAUACGUAUGUAGAUCUACAAUAACAGAAGUUUAUAAUUAAUCUUGCUAUUCAAAAACCAUGUCAUUUUUAAUUUUCCAAUUGUCUUGUAAGUACUUUCCAUUAUACAGUAAAACACCAACAAAUAAACAAGAAAAUAGGUCAGCUUUUCACACUCUGAAGUACGAUUAAAUCUAUUAUAAAAACCUUAUCUGUAAAAGAGUCCUAUACCUCAUGGUAUUUACAUACUUUUUAGACUGAAAUAGUUACUCAAAGCAGACUCUUACAACCUGUAACCUUAUAAAAUCAUUCCUGUUACUUCCUAUAUUGUUGGCUUUAAACACCACACAAGCUUGUGCUGCCACAAAAAUUGAAACAUUUAUUAUUUAAAUUGCUUUGCAGAAAAGCUCAAGGAAGAUUCACCUACUUCCCUGAUACUGAAAGUGUAAGUGAAAAGGUUGUUUCAUUAGUUAU
Messenger RNA from Schistocerca cancellata (South American locust), 2408 nucleotides. RefSeq names its product G-protein coupled receptor 52-like. Bases 100 to 1005 code for a protein of 301 amino acids. Gene Ontology annotation, biological process: G protein-coupled receptor signaling pathway. Gene Ontology annotation, cellular component: membrane. Gene Ontology annotation, molecular function: G protein-coupled receptor activity; peptide binding. Lineage: Eukaryota; Metazoa; Arthropoda; Insecta; Orthoptera; Acrididae. The transcript is spliced from 2 exons. The record is from RefSeq and is a predicted model, not a curated record.